This is a messenger RNA of Tigriopus californicus, 1017 nucleotides long. RefSeq lists its product as uncharacterized. The coding region runs from base 61 to 1017 and encodes 318 amino acids. The transcript is spliced from 3 exons. The record is from RefSeq and is a predicted model, not a curated record. Lineage: Eukaryota; Metazoa; Arthropoda; Copepoda; Harpacticoida; Harpacticidae.
GUUACUGCAUUGUUCAGCUCGACUCGGAUAUCUCUUUAAUCAUCUUUGGUAAGCAAGAGGAUGAACAAUUCAUGUGUCAUCAUCGACCAAAUUGAAGUGGUAAAUCUUCCGACGACCAUAAAAUGUGCGAUUGGCCUCGUGACUGUUGCGUUACUUUUAUUCGGGAUCAAAUUGAAGUUGUUGCUCUUUCAAUUCAUGAGGACCCAGGGCAAAGGUCGGAGCAUCAACCAAAUGAUCCUUUUGGAUCAGCUUCUCACUUUUGGGUGCGUUUAUGUGAUGGUUUCUGAGCUAUUCUUCAUUGCCCAAUGGAUACCUGGACCAAGUUUGAUGUGGAACUACUUCUGCUCCUCUGUAGACCUUGUGUUCAUGUUCAACCUCAUUUAUGGAAAUCUCGGCGGUUGCGGCAUAACCUUUUUCAGAAUCCUAUUUAUAAACCAGAAAAUGAUCAGCAGAAACGGCUCAAGCAGGGCUCGAAUCAUCUCGCUUUCAAUUAUGACGGCCACGGUGUCUACAGCACUCGUUUGUGCCACCUUGAAUUUUACAUUCCCUGUCUAUGGCAACAAUUACCAUCAUCAACUGUGUUUGGAAACAUAUGACCGCGUCCGACGAUUUGACAGCUUGGCCAACAUUGGAAUGACCAUGAGGAGACUCCAAUUCGGGGUGGUCGCUUUGGCCAAUUUGGUGGAGGUGGGCUGUUACUCUUACUUUGUCGUUUUCUUAACCAAGCAUCACAGGCAAACCCUCAAGCUCAUGGUGGGCCGGACGGGGGAUUAUGUUGCCCGAAGGAAACGGCAAUAUUCCCUGACAAUGGCCAGUCAUUUCUUGGCUUGGAUCUCAGAAGUUUUGAUCCUUGUGGUGAUCUAUUUGGGGGCUUUAGGAGGAAGUCCGUCCUAUCGUCACCUCAUUGUGGAAGUGUCCCAACUCACCCUUCCGCUUGUCGACUUCACUGUUCUUCCAUUUAUUCAAAUCUUAAGCUCCUCGGACUUCAGACAGAGGUUGUUUACCCUGAGUACAUAA